Molecule: messenger RNA, 795 nt
Organism: Lactuca sativa (garden lettuce)
Lineage: Eukaryota; Viridiplantae; Streptophyta; Magnoliopsida; Asterales; Asteraceae
Source: RefSeq, a predicted model, not a curated record
AUGAAUCAACCUCCAGGCUUUGCGGAUGCUCGUCAUCCUGAUUAUGUUUGCAAGCUCAAUAAAGCUAUCUAUGGUCUUAAGCAGGCUCCCCGUGCGUGGUUUCAUCGCCUCAGCUCGUUUUUAGUGCAACAUGGUUUUUACUGCAGUCGUGCGGAUCCCUCUCUUUUUGUGUUUCGUCGGGACUCGUGUAUCAUGUAUCUGUUAGUGUAUGUUGAUGAUUUGAUUGUUACUGGCUCGGAUGCUGUUGUUGUGUCAUCUUUCAUUUCUCGACUACACGCCGAGUUUCGCAUUAAGGAUCUUGGGCGUUUGAACUAUUUUCUUGGGCUUGAGGCCACUCAUCAUCCCACAGGCUUGUUUCUCAGCCAAGCUAAGUAUGCUCACGACAUCGUCACGCACGCCGGUCUUCUCAAUGCCAAGCCUAUGCCUACUCCUCUUGCUACCAACGCUUCCCUUGUUAGUGGUGGCCCUCUUUAUGAGAAUCCGACUCACCAUCGGUCCUUGGUUGGUGCCCUUCAAUAUUUGACGAUUACGAGACCCGAUAUUUCUUACGCUGUUAAUCAAGUUAGCCAAUUUCUUGCCGCCCCAACGAUUGCUCAUUUUCAAGCUGUUAAACGACUUAUUCGCUAUGUCAAGGGAACCCUCUCGUUUGGUCUCACUUUCUCACGGCCUCCGACUAUUAAGCUUGUUGGCUACUCUGAUGCCGACUGGGCUCGUUGCCUUGAGACUCGCCGCUCCACCUAUAGAUACUCGAUAUUCCUGGGGGAUAAUCUUGUGUCAUGGAGUGCGAAGAAGUAG